Messenger RNA from Staurois parvus, 402 nucleotides. The record is from the annotation of a GenBank genome assembly. NCBI's taxonomy places the organism in Eukaryota, Metazoa, Chordata, Amphibia, Anura, Ranidae.
ACUUUUUUUCAAAAUUUUUGAACUUUUUCAUUUACAUAGUAAAAAAAAUAAAAAUCCCAGCGGUGAAUAAAUACCUCCAAAAUAAAGCUUUAUCUGUCUCAAAAAAAUGAGGCUCUAUUUUGUAUUAACCUCACUGGCGGUAUUCCUGAGUGUAGCUCGGGAUAAAGUUUCAGUACCACAAGCGGUAACCCCGAGCUACACUCGGGCUUACAAUGCGGCGCUGCUCCGCGAUCCCUCGGUCACUUACCUUUUCCUGCGCUCCCGCGAUGUCCCUCCUGCAGUGUCCCCGGCAAUGUAAUCCGGCGGAUGCUGGCAUCUGUCAUCUGCGUUCCGUCCUCUGCGAGCGUCGGGACGUACAGGGGACGGAACGGCGGGAAAUUUGAAAAUGACAAAAAGUGACAU